GCGUGGGGGGGCAGAAGAAGUCAUGAGACCAUGUUUGCUCUCCUCCAGACAACACGUUGGUCAUAUGAGCAGCAGAAGAAGACGAAGAAGAAACAGCAAUGGACGGAUUGUCCCGCUGGAUGAGGAGGUGCUGCUGUGGCGAGGUCGAGGAGGAUGAGGGGGGCAAAGAUCCAUGGAAGGGGGUGGAAGAGGAAGAGGAACAGGUGGAGGUGUUCAGAAUGGAGGAAAGUACCGUGAAGAAGAGCAACAGUUCUUCAUCGCUGCCGGUUUCUGAGCUGAAUCCAGACAGUGGCCCGCAGCCUCACUGGUUCCACACGCUGCAGAUGCGACGGCUUCGAGUGCAGAGAGACCGCAGCAACAGUGACCCAUGGAGCCAGACAAACUGCCAAAACCAUUUUUUCUCGAAACCGGGACUUCAGUUUGGAACAGCCAAUUCGUACGUGAGCCUGGAGAAACUUGGUGAAGGCUCCUACGCGUCUGUUUAUAAAGGCAUCAGCAGGAUCAAUGGGCAGCUCGUGGCGUUGAAGGUGAUCCAGACAAAGACAGAGGAGGGUAUGCCGUUCACUGCAAUCAGAGAAGCCUCACUGCUCAAAGGCCUGAAGCACGCCAACAUCGUCCUGCUGCACGACAUCGUUCAUGCCAGAGACUCGCUCACCUUCGUCUUUGAAUACGUGCAGACGGAUCUGGCACAGUACAUGAACCAGCACCCAGGAGGGCUGCACUCUCACAAUGUGCGGAUCUUCAUGUUCCAGCUGCUGCGCGGUCUCGCCUUCAUCCACGAACGCCGGAUCCUCCAUCGAGACCUGAAGCCUCAGAACCUGCUCAUCAGCUACUUGGGAGAGCUCAAACUGGCCGAUUUCGGUCUGGCUCGUUCCAAAUCUGUCCCCUGUCAGAGUUUCUCCUCAGAUGUGGUGACGUUGUGGUACCGCCCACCCGACGUCCUGCUCGGAUCGACGGAUUACUCGACGGCUCUGGAUAUCUGGGGCGCCGGUUGCAUCUUUGUGGAGAUGCUGCAAGGGGCUCCGGCAUUCCCGGGAGUCACUGACGUGUUUGACCAGCUGCAGCAAAUCUUUAUGGUGCUUGGAAUCCCAUCGGAGGAUACCUGGCCUGGAGUCACCCGGCUGCCCAAUUAUAACUCAGACUGGGCCCUUCCCUCCAAGCUGAAGCCAAUUCGCUCUGUGUGGAAAAGGUUGAGUCGACUGCCAUGCAAAACCGAAGACCUGGUUCAGAGAAUGCUGACGCUGGCGCCCGCCGACCGGAUCCCGGCGCCGGAUGCCCUUCUGCACUCCUAUUUUAACACCUUACCGCCGCCCGUCAUGCACCUGAGGGACACCGUGUCCAUCUUCAAGGUGCCCGGCGUCCAUCUGGAGACGGAGUUCCGCGACACCUUCGCUCCCGGCGGCCGAGUCAGACCUUCACUUUUGCCCGUCGCCAAAUUUUGGUGACAUCUCUGCACCGGUCGAAUUUUGGGAUCAAUUUUUGUAACUUCUACCCAAGGUUGGGGGUGGGGGGGGGGUCAUUAUUUUGACCCAGCGGAUUGGAUUGAAGAUUGAAUUUGGGCGGGAUGAAAGGCGGUCGCCAUUUUGAAGUUGCAAGCACUGAAGUUGAAGUCGAUGAACUGAAAAGAGCUCGGCCGUGUGAAUCAUGCGAGUGACUGGCUGUGGUGACUCCUGACGGGGGGGGGGGGGGGGGGGGGGGGGGGGGUGUUUCUUCUUAGA
Hippocampus zosterae (dwarf seahorse) is the source of this 1718-nucleotide messenger RNA. RefSeq names its product cyclin-dependent kinase 15 (gene cdk15). The transcript is spliced from 13 exons. Bases 99 to 1445 code for a protein of 448 amino acids. Gene Ontology annotation, cellular component: cytosol; cytoplasm; nucleus. Gene Ontology annotation, molecular function: ATP binding; cyclin binding; cyclin-dependent protein serine/threonine kinase activity. NCBI's taxonomy places the organism in Eukaryota, Metazoa, Chordata, Actinopteri, Syngnathiformes, Syngnathidae. Gene Ontology annotation, biological process: protein phosphorylation. The record is from RefSeq and is a predicted model, not a curated record.